AUGUCGUCCAAAAAAAUGUCAUCCUGGAGACGUUUUGUUGAUUUUGUAGGUCUAAUGAAACUUGACCUUUGCCUAUUACUGUUUGGUAUUGCCAAUAAUUUACAAAAUGUUACUGUUGUACAACUUGCUGAGGAUAAAAAGUGCAUUAAUGAUUUGCAUUUACCAGCUAAAUAUUGUUUAAGUGUGACGGAGAAACACAGUACAGGAGAAAACGCUUACAUGAUUGUUGUUCAUGCUUAUUAUAUCAAAUAUUGGCAAUUUUACAUCACAGACAUACCAGGAACCAUUGUGGCCGCAUUUUUAGGAUGUUGGCUGGAUAAAUAUCCUCAUCAUCUCAAAUUUAUGGUCUUAAUAGCCUUAUGCGCCAAUACACUUCAAUCGAUUAUUUUGCUUGUAAACGCAUAUCUAUUUUCACUCAGUUCAUAUUUUAUUUUAAUCACUUAUGUACCAUUUGCAUUAGGAGGAGGAAUGUUCCUGAUUUAUGGUGCUUGUUAUACAUACGUUGCCUGGUCAACUCCACCGAAGCUGUUAAUCGUUAGAUUUGCUAUUAUGGAGUUUGUCAGUAUGAGCGCUGGCUUUAUUGGUACAUAUAUCAGUAGACAGGUUCUGAUGAUGAAGCCGUGGGUUGGCGGUCAAGCACGUAAUUAUAUUGGGCUUCUAAGUCUGUCAACAAUCCUUCUGUUGAUAGCAAUGUUACUUGCAAGUAUUUUCAAACUGAAAAAUAUGCCCGUAGCAACAUCUGAAAAGUAUAGAAAUAAAUUCUCGAAUGUGUUUUCCCCCUUUUUCAAGACACGACCCAAUGCUGGACGAGCUCGUCUAUUAUUACUUGUAUUAUCAGGAAUUCUAUGUUUAGGUGCAUUUCAUGGUAAAGAAACGUAUGGCUUGCGGUACGCUGAGCUAAUCUAUGGUUGGUCAGCUCAAAAAUAUUCAACGAUGCAUUCACUGUUAUCGAUUAUUCCUGCUCUAGCAACCUCCCUCGGUCCUUUUGUAUUGAAAACAUGUCUUGGUUUGUCUGAUCCAAUAAUAGGAAUUCUCGGGUCUCUCUCUGUUGUCGCCAUGAACUUCAUCCAUGGAGUCGUCUUGACUCCAUAUGGUUUCACCUUUACAUAUAUAGCUGGUGCACUUCAUAGGAUUUCAAUUGCCGCCUUCUUUUCUUUGAUUGCAAACAUGAUUGAUUCCAAUGAAGUCGCUAAAAUAUUCACAAUGAUUACCAUCUUUGCCUCGUAUGGUGCUUCGUUUUCAGCCUUUAUGUACAAGGUAACGCUUAGCUUGACCAUCAAAAGUAACCCGGGAUUGACAUUCAUUAUUGCGGCAAUCAUUUUAAUCAUUCCGGUUGCCACUUGUGUUUGGCUUGAAGUUACUCGAUCCAAAUGGGAACCCAAAGUAUCGACCGAGAAAGACAAUAUUUAUGGAGAAAAAUCACUUCCAAAUAAUGCAACUAAUACCAAUCUUCACUCACCUAAAGUAGGUUGGGUAAAAAUGGAGAUAAUUUCAAUCGCUAAUGAUUCGAAUAAAUCUUCAUCAUAAAAUUUCAAACUUUGUGAGUUUGUGUUUAGAAUCUGCUCUAAUCUCAUUGUAUUUGCUAUUUUAAAUUGCAAAGGUGAAAAUUAAGGACUUAGUUCAGUUUAGGUCAUAGUUUAGGACUUUUCUCAAUUGUACAUUCACACAAUUUGUCAAUCAUCUAACGAAGUCAACUUUUUAUAAAAAAUUUAACAGCACCAUCUUUAAUAAAGAUCAAGAAUUAAUUAUCAGCU
Tetranychus urticae (two-spotted spider mite) is the source of this 1754-nucleotide messenger RNA. RefSeq lists its product as uncharacterized. Gene Ontology annotation, cellular component: membrane. Lineage: Eukaryota; Metazoa; Arthropoda; Arachnida; Trombidiformes; Tetranychidae. Gene Ontology annotation, biological process: transmembrane transport. The record is from RefSeq and is a predicted model, not a curated record. Gene Ontology annotation, molecular function: transmembrane transporter activity.